Molecule: messenger RNA, 546 nt
Organism: Rotaria sp. Silwood1
Lineage: Eukaryota; Metazoa; Rotifera; Eurotatoria; Philodinida; Philodinidae
Source: the annotation of a GenBank genome assembly
AUGCAAAUUAUUGUUAGCUGGUAUGCUCAAUUUUAUUCAUUGAAAGUUACCAGCGAAACUGAAGUACUAAAUUUAAUUCUAUCAAAUGCUAGAGUUUAUCGUGAUUUAAUAGAGGCGCUCGAUUACCAAAAAAUGAUGAAUAAUAAAAUUGCUAAUAUUAAUAAUAUCGAAUUACAUAAUUGGAAUAAUAAUAUAAUAGUUCAUCCAUGGCCUGAGAAAUAUUCGAAUUAUUUGAUUGAUAUUGGAUUAAUUGAAAAUAAAUCAACUAAUAAAUAUGAUUGUAUUGUUAUUGAAAUGAAUCCAUUUGAGACAACUACUCAUCCAUGUUUAUUUGAUUGGACAAAAGAUAAUAAUCAGUUAAGAGGACAAAGAAAUGAAAUAGAAAUACGUGUACAAUUAGAUUAUUAUCCAAAUGUUGAAGAUUAUGUUGAAUUUAUUCUUGAUAUUAAUCAAUAUGAUGGAAAGAAUAAUUCCUCAUCUGAUCAUUCUAGCAAAGAACCCUAUUUUAUCUUUUUAGAUAAGAUGAAAACACAACUUUCUUUAUGA